AUGGAACCUACCGUAGGCAAGCAUGGCUCCCUUCGGAACGUUCUGGUUCGGUUACUUCUCUUUGGCGUUUUCGUUGUUAUUUUUCGGUUUGCUUACGUCAUCACUAUCGCCGGCGAAAACUGUAACAUCGGAGAUUUCUGUUUCUUUUCAUCGCCGGGGAAAAUUAAUGCCGCCGUCGCCGGAUCUGGUUCUGGCGCUCUCUCCGUCCGAUCCUCUGCCGAAUUAUCCACGCCGGAGCAUCAAGCAAGCAAAGAAUGGAUCACCGGCGUUCGGUUUUACUCGUCGAUUUUCCAGAAUAUGAUUGCCACCGGUGAUCUUUCGCGUAAGGCGAAGUCUCUCUGCGUCGAUACACCAACCGGAAGGGAUGUAUACGCGUUGAAGGAGAUAGGUGUUGACGUUGUUGGAAUCUCGAAGAAGGCGGUGAAGUCGUUGGUGAAAUCCGGUGAAGGUCACCGGAUUCCGUUUGCUAAUAACACGUUUGACUUUGUGUUCUCCAGUGAGGGAGGCUUGGAGAAAUCGACAAAGGCGUCCGAGUUUGCGUCCGAGAUCGCGAGGACCCUGAAACCCGAAGGGUUUGCAGUGUUCCAUGUAAAUGCUAAAGACUCAUACAGUUACAAUUCAUUUGUUGAUUUGUUUAGAUUUUGUUGCGAAGUGGUGAAAUUCCAUGACAUUCAUGGUUUCGAUACGUCGAUGCCGAUGAUAAGAGAAAUCUUCAUGAAGAAAAUCAGUUAUAGAAAAACUGAUUCUGAUUCUGAAUUUGAUUUGAAUAGGAAUCAGAAGUGUUCUGUUGCAGAUUAUAAAAGAGAAUUGGUUAAGAAUGCUGAGGAAUUGAUUGAGGAAGAACCCUUGAAGCCAUGGAUAACCCUAAAGAAGAAUGUGAAGAACAUAAAGUAUGCACCAUCAAUGGUUGAUAUAAGCUUUAAGAAUAGGUACGUGUAUGUUGAUGUUGGAGCUAGAAGCUAUGGUUCGAGUAUCGGAAGCUGGUUUAAGAAACAGUAUCCGAAACAGAAUAAAACCUUUCAUGUUUACGCGAUCGAAGCCGAUAAAACUUUUCAUCAAGAGUAUGCGGUGAAGAAAGGGAUAACUCUGUUACCUUAUGCUGCAUGGGUUAGGAAUGAGAGUUUGGUUUUUGAAAUCAACAACGACCCGGGUGAUAAAAAGAAAGAAAAAGCAGGGAGAGGAAUGGGAAGGAUUCAACCAUUGGAAUCACAAGGUGGCGCGGGUGGUGGUGUUCAGACGACACAAGGGUUUGAUUUUGCUGAAUGGUUGAAGAAAACAGUUACAAUGAACGAUUUCGUUGUGAUGAAGAUGGACAUUGAAGGUACGGAAUUUGAUUUGAUUCCUAGAUUGUUUGAAACCGGAGCUAUUUGUUUGAUUGAUGAAAUUUUUCUGGAGUGUCAUUACAAUAGAUGGCAGAGAUGUUGUCCGGGACAAAGAAGUCCGAAGUAUGAGAAAACAUAUGAUCAAUGUUUGCAGCUAUUCAAUUCUCUGAGACAAAGUGGUGUUCUUGUUCAUCAAUGGUUUUAG
Messenger RNA from Lathyrus sativus (Indian pea), 1527 nucleotides. NCBI's taxonomy places the organism in Eukaryota, Viridiplantae, Streptophyta, Magnoliopsida, Fabales, Fabaceae. The record is from the annotation of a GenBank genome assembly.